CUCGGCGCGCUCAGUGUGGAGUGGCGCGGCUGGCUGCAGCGGCACAUUUGCUCCAUCCCCUCUUUCACCUUAUUUCCACGCCGAAUAUCUACACUAAAUAUAUUUCUAAUUCCCACGACACAAGGAGGAGGAUUUAAUUGUGCGUGUGAGAGACAGAGACCAGAAAGAAGGGAAAAAAGGCUCGUCACGUCAGUGCAAGCUGCUCAUAGAAGUUGGAAGUGUUGGUGAUACAAGACUAUAAGGCAUCCAUCGAGUCCUUUUGCUCAGUGAAAGGUCCUCAUAUCCAACAAUGUGUGGACGAGGCAGCGUGGCCUCACUGUGCCUGUGGGCUUGCUUGCUGGUGGCCAGCGGUGUCCUGAGUGCGAAAAGCUCUGGGCAGAACGGCAUGACGGAGGGGGAAACAGAUAACACUACAGUGUUCACCAAGAUCUUAGACAGCCUUCUGGAUGGCUAUGACAACCGCCUGAGGCCGGGACUAGGAGAGCGUGUAACUGAAGUCAAGACUGACAUUUUCGUGACUAGUAUUGGGCCAGUUUCGGACCAUGACAUGGAGUACACCAUCGACGUGUUCUUCAGACAGAGCUGGAAGGACGAGAGGUUAAAGUUCAAGGGUCCCAUGGCCGUGCUACGUCUCAAUAAUCUGAUGGCGAGCAAGAUUUGGACGCCUGAUACAUUCUUUCAUAACGGCAAAAAGUCGGUUGCACACAAUAUGACCAUGCCUAACAAACUACUACGGAUUACAGAAGAAGGCACGCUGCUCUACACCAUGAGGCUGACUGUGAGAGCAGAAUGCCCCAUGCACCUUGAAGACUUCCCCAUGGAUGCUCAUGCCUGCCCACUCAAGUUUGGCAGCUAUGCUUACACUCGAGCAGAGGUGGUGUACGUAUGGACCAGAGGGGCCGCCCAGUCUGUGGUGGUGGCAGAUGAUGGUUCACGGUUAAACCAGUACGAUCUGAUGGGGCAAAGCGUGGAUUCGGGUGUGGUGCAAUCCAGCACAGGAGAGUAUGUGGUGAUGACGACUCACUUCCACCUGAAGAGAAAAAUCGGCUACUUUGUGAUCCAGACGUAUCUGCCCUGCAUCAUGACAGUCAUCCUCUCCCAGGUGUCCUUCUGGCUCAACAGAGAGUCCGUCCCUGCCAGGACUGUCUUUGGAGUGACAACUGUCCUGACCAUGACCACUCUCAGUAUCAGCGCCAGGAACUCCCUCCCCAAAGUGGCCUACGCCACUGCCAUGGAUUGGUUCAUUGCCGUGUGCUACGCCUUUGUCUUCUCGGCCCUCAUUGAGUUUGCCACGGUCAACUACUUCACCAAGAGAGGUUAUGCCUGGGAUGGAAAAAGCGUGGUGCCAGAGAAGCAAAAGAAGAAGAAGGAGUCUCUCCUGAAAAAGAACAACACCACAGCAUACCCGGCUGCCACUGCUACAGCCUUCGCCCCCAACAUUGCCAGGGACCCUGGAUUGGCCACCAUUGCCAAAAGCGCUCCGCCGCCCCCGACCGAGCCCAAGGAGGAGCCAAAGCCCAAACCUCCCGAGGCCAAGAAGACCUUUAACAGCGUGAGCAAGAUUGACAGGAUCGCCAGAAUAGCCUUCCCUCUGCUCUUUGGAACCUUUAACUUGGUCUACUGGGCCACCUACUUGAAUAAGAAGCCCAAACUGCAGGGGGUGACUCCACACUAAUCCAUCUUUGGCUCCUUUUCACUUCUACCUAUAACUUUCAUUUUCUUUGGUAUUCUUCCUCAACAGAAAAGAAAAAAAGAGAAGAAAAUGUGUUUAUUUUCAGACAAACAUGAUGUCCAUGCUGGUUUGAAUCCCCAGUCGUUGCAUUGCUUCUGUUUAUCAACAUUUUGAAGAUUUUGAGAAAACAAAAACAGAGACAUGAAAAUAUAUUAAAAAAAUAACAUUGAUACAGACUUUUCAGAGGGGUUGCUGUUCAGGUGCGGGAAGACGCUUUUAAGAAACGCUAGCGUAAAUAUAUAGCCAAGAGGAGAAUGCUAUUCCACAAAUAGACCAAUCUCGUCCAGGGCUUUUUCUUUGUACGUGGUUCUUAUUUUCAGGGUUCCGGGGAGAAUAUGUACUUUGCAAAGAGAGGGGAGUCUCCAGACUAUUUGAUGAGUGAAAAAACAAACGUGGUUCCAAUGAGCGAGAAGGUCCAACAGUUUGACAUGAAACCGCCCUAACUGCCCAACAGUCUAUGUUACACCAUACCGGAGGUUCAGCUUGUUCGGCGACUGUUCUGUUUUUGCAUUGAAACCAAAUCGGAAAAUCUGGAGAUCGAGAUAGUAACAGAUUUCACUGUUUAUUGUUGAAAUCCACACGGCUGCUGAUUCAGUGGAAAACACGUAUAUAUCCCAAUCUUGUGUCUCAAGUUUAGUAUUUUUACUCUCGGCAAAAAACAACCCAACUAUUUAUUGUUCUGAUUGAUAUUUUAUGAUAAACGGUACAAAUUGGAGUUACAUGUUUUUCAUUGGGUGGCGGCCAUUUCAAACGAACUGCACAAUAACUUGACCCGUGACAUGUUUGUAGGAAUAUGCAUUGCUGUUUCUCCAAUGAAAAGCAUGUAUCAUAUCGUCCAUUUUUUUUUCAUUUUUGUCAUAUUUGCAUUUUAAAUGUCCUAACAUUGGGAGAUGCAUGCUUUUCAUAGUAGAGUAGAGCGACAAUGCGAUAUGUAUAACCUACAUGAUUUAAUGUUAGGGUCAACUUCAAAAGAACCCCAAUCUCACUAAAAAUGAGUGAAGUACUGUGUUUUUACAUAUCUUGUCAUAUCCUACAAACUACUUGUGGGAAUAUACGGCCCAAUCAACGACAGUUAAGCCCAAAAUUAUUCAUACCUUGACCAGAUUUCUAGUUAAAGUGCAUUUUUUUGCGUUAAAUGGGGAUUUUUCUAGCUGGAAAUGCGUCAAAAAAAGAAAGAAUCUAAGCUACUAAAUGGAGCAAAGGAUAUGUGAUUCAACAAUAACUUCAUAUGUGGUCAGGUAUGAAUCAUUUUGGGUUUAAGUGUAUGAUUAUACCAUUCGGUAAUGUGGCCAAAAGGCUCACUUAGACACAAUAUGGUUGCAUUAUCUUAUUACUGUAUUAAUGGUUACUGGUAUUGGCUUUAUGUCAUUUAUUUAAGCACAGACGGACAUGGUAAAAGGCACGUGUUAUGUGUAUGUGUGUGUGCAUAUGCAUGGGCAGGGCAUCCUAAAAAACUAAAAUACUAACCAUGAUUGACGGAAGGCUUCAUUUGUUCGCCCCCAAAACGUCCAUUCUCAUAUUCUUCUAAAUAUGUUGGGGGGGGGGUUGUGCAAUAGCAAUAAAACACACGUCUCAGUGGACAACAAUCUAGUCAUCUCUGCUUCGAAAUGAAAAUAACAGGUAUUUUCCUUUUAUUAAUAUUUGUAAAUAUUAUCAGAUGUUAGCGAUGUCAAUAUGUUGAACUAAAGGGUAUGAACAACGCGUUUUGUUUUUGUUUUUUUUUUGCGUCCAAAUACAUGUUGUUGUUUUUUUUAAACAGUCUCAACAAAGACGUGUAAAAACUUGAGUAAGAAUGUAAAGAAUUGUCUCAAAAUCUUUUUUUUUUUCCAUUCAUCACACAAACAUUAUUUCCUGUUUUUAUUGCUUCAUGGACCCGGGGGGAGGGGCUUGUUUGCCAAACGUUAAAGUAAAGUUAGCUAAAGAAGGACGAGGCACACUGAGGAGGAGAAGUGCCUUUUCCAUAUUUUAACAGAUGGUACCCUGAUGGUUUUACAUCUUGCAUUUUCUAUCCCACCGUGUCCCCUUGAGCUUUCAUGGUUUUUUGUUUUUUGUGUGUGUGUUCUUGGGUUUUUUUCGCCCCUUUUUGUGUGUUUUUAGCUGAAAAUUAACACUCAGAAAGUACCAGCGACACUGCCUUCAGUAUCACAUGCCCCCUUUUUUUGAAUUGAUUUGUUGCUGCUUUUGUUGGAAAGCAUCAGCAGAGAGAAAAAAAGACAAGAAAGAGGUGAAAGGAUGAUGAAAAUGAAUAUAUUUUUGUAGCAUGAUGUCAACCCUUCUUCCAAAAACAGUAAAGCGAACGGAUUUUUUUUUUUUUUCGUCUUGGACGUUGCUUGCUUUUUUUUCUUGUUUUUUGCGUAUUAACUUUUCGUGGCUCGUCAAAUAUUAGGAACAGCCCAGUUGAAAAUUCAGUUAAUGUAGCAAUAUUUCUUAGCAAGGGCUUUUAUUAAAAGGACCUGAAGUUGACAUUAGUGAGGGAAUGAUUGACACUGUAGCUUUACGUCGAAAGUUAGACAAUUGUAUGCUGCAAAUGUCCAGUUUAGUUAAGUACACAUUUGCCAUCAACAAAAUAUUGACUUUAAUUCUAAUGCCAUUUUAGAAAUCUAAUUCAAUUAAAUUUUGUGUUUGUUUUGUAUUGACACUCUGAACAAAGUCCCAGUUUAUUUUUAGUUAAUUAAUUGUGAUUUAAUUUAGCAUUAUUUUUAUUUAUUCACUGCUUAUUGUAGUUGCUCCAUCUCCACAAAUAUCAUAUUCGAGGUGGCAGGAAUCCAAGGUAAAUUUUCAUUUAAUUUAGUAUAAUUUAUUUCUACAUUUAUUUUGUACUUUUUUUGGUAACAUUUUACAUGGCAGCAAUGCAGAAAUCCAUUAUUUUUUUAAGUUAAUGGUCAUUUAAAUUUGCUUUAUUUAUUUUUUUAAUUUAUAACAAUUUUUUUGUAUUAUUGUGUGCAAAAUUGGACACAAUUCACAUUUUAGACGGCCGGCAUGCACAGCCCCAAUGUUUGCUUUUAAUGGAUUUCAUUAGCAUUUUUUUUUUUUUUUACCUGGCCAGAAGCCUGAGAGAGAUUUGUUGAUUUGUGUAUUGUUUUAUGUAUUUAUUGCGGGGAGGAAACCAAAUUAUUUAUAUAUAUAUUUAUCAAUGGUCGUUGCUUUAUCUUUAUUUUAUUUGCAUUAUCACUAUUACGUAACCUGUCCCCUACAGGCCACUUAUCCUACCAGCAGAAGGUCAAAGAAGUGCAAAGUUCAGGGUGAAGAGUUGUAUAAAAGAUAGAAUCAUAAAUAAACUUGUAUGUAUGUUGAUUAUCAUGAAGAAGAUAUAUAAAUAUAUAUAUAGAAAUAUACAUAUGUAAAAUACAUGACGCAUACAGUAUUUGAUUCUAUUAUUGAAGAUAUUAGCUUAAAAACGACGAUGACUAUUGUUUGUAUUCUCAACCUAUUGUUAUGCAUUUUGCACAUUUAGAUGAAUAAUAACAUUACAUUUAUGUAGUUGGCUUCGUGCUAUGCAAAGGACAGCUUCGAACCACCAACCAUCAACCUUGUCUCCUCGACCAUUGUGUUUCAGACUUACAAGCUAUUAUAAGGAGAAAAUAAACAAUAUAUUUAAAAAAAAAAAAAGAAGAAGCUUAGCUUUUUAUAUCAGCUGUGCCACCCAUUAGCUUUUUUAUGAAACCAUGGCCACACAGGGUGACAUCAAAGAAAAACAGCAGAUUAUGUCCUUUUGUUUGUGCGUUGGAUUUGAGAGGAAAAGGCUUUCGUUGUUGAUUGCACUUUCUUUCUCCAGGGUCGUGCAAUAAAAUGACUGAAUAAAGACGAAAAAAAAAGGAGCUAAAAUGUAACAAGGUCUUCUUUUUCCAAGACCAGGGAUUUGAUUGUUGCGUUAUAUUCUUACAUAAAUUGACUAUGAAAAGUUUUCCCACCCCAGAACUGGAUGAAAACCUUACAUAUAUUUAACAUGAAUUUGUAUGACGUUUCCAUCAGCAAUGUAGUCCAUCAACGGUGACUUACCCUUGCACUUAGUCCUUGAAAUCCAGCACUGGUUGGAUUUUGGUGAUGAAGAACGUAGUUCAAAAGAGUAAUACAAAAAUGCACAAAUUGCUCGGUGUUUACCAGAUGGCUGCGGCAAGCCAUCAUGGAAGACGAUGCGAGCAAUGCAAACUGUAUUACUCUUUUGAACGCAUAUUGUUUUGUUUUGGUUCUUCCGACUGGAACUGGACUUGGUUAAGUCACCGUUGAUGGACUACACCGACUGACUGGGAUGUUAUACAACUUUAUUUCGAAAAAAAGGCAGUUCAGAUUUUGCUACACUUUUACGCUCCACAUAGAGAAUGUGAAAUAUGAGGUACAGGUACAGUGCAAUCAUGAGCUUCCGACUUUUAUCUUCUCGUCAAACGUAUAUAUGUACAUAUAUGUGUGUGUACAUAUAUAUGUCUAUAUGUAUAUACCACAUGUGUUAUGUCUUUUUUGUUUAUUUUGGUUUUAUUUAAGACAAAUCAUCAGCAGCACUUGCUUAAAUGGGUCUAUUAGUUCUUAUAGAUAUACUACUGGAGUCAUUUUCUUGUAUUUUUAUCCAAGCAAAUAUGGAUUUUCACUGAUAUUAAAGAAAAAACACAACCCAAUUUUCUAAAGCACAAACAAGCGGAAUAUAAGGCAAGAUAAAGGGUGAUAUGGUACACAUAUGGACAAUGAAACAGACACUAUAGAAGUGGCCACUGGGAUGUGUUGUUGACAGGAUUCUGAUGGAUGGAGAUGAACGCGGUGGUGAACUUCCUGUAAAUGUUUUCUUUUGUUUUGGUUUGGUUUUUUGGUUAUGAUAUGGCCCUGUAGAUUCCGAUUCACUGCAUUAGUCUUUAAAUAAAAAGGAAAUAAAUGAAA
Doryrhamphus excisus (bluestripe pipefish) is the source of this 6598-nucleotide messenger RNA. It is a transcript of the gene gabra1, whose product is annotated as gamma-aminobutyric acid type A receptor subunit alpha1. NCBI's taxonomy places the organism in Eukaryota, Metazoa, Chordata, Actinopteri, Syngnathiformes, Syngnathidae. The record is from RefSeq and is a predicted model, not a curated record. Gene Ontology annotation, biological process: monoatomic ion transmembrane transport. Gene Ontology annotation, molecular function: GABA-A receptor activity; extracellular ligand-gated monoatomic ion channel activity. Gene Ontology annotation, cellular component: membrane.